This is a messenger RNA of Neurospora tetrasperma FGSC 2508, 186 nucleotides long. RefSeq lists its product as uncharacterized. The coding region runs from base 1 to 186 and encodes 61 amino acids. Lineage: Eukaryota; Fungi; Ascomycota; Sordariomycetes; Sordariales; Sordariaceae. The transcript is spliced from 2 exons. The record is from RefSeq and is a predicted model, not a curated record.
AUGCUAACCCUCUUCCUCAAGAUCCUCACCACAACCGCAGGGGUCCUGGCCGCUCCCGCCCCCGCCGCCGAGGCUGCCGCUGAGUCCCUUGAUGUCUCGAUCACUGCCGCUAGUGGCUACGUAAAACCAUGCGAAGAGCGGGCCGGCAAGUGCUAUUGCCUGCAUUGCUAUGGAUCAACUUGCUGA